UUCUACAAUGUCGCAAGCAAACAAACUCAAGAAGAAGACCGUGCAGGCGCCCCAGCGCGAGAAACGCCCGGUUGACGACCCCGCUGCGCCUGACUCGCCCAAGAGAGAGCGCAUUGAAUCGACCAGCGAGAACCUCACCCGCGCCAUCAUGCAUAUCGCCGUGUACUCUGGCUCGACCAUGCCCACCAUCUUCCUCGACGAACUGCGCAGUGCACUGCUCGCGUACCCUCCGAGCUCUGAGGACGCGCCGCGCAUCUGCAAGCUGAUCGCAUCGCGCCUCACAAGCGGCGCUCGCGCUUGCAUCUCCAGACUGGCAGAAGACGCUCCAGAGCACAACGACCCGGAGUUGUUGCUCGAGCACAUCAAGAAUCACUUCGGUCCCUUGCGCGGCCGCGUGGAAGCUUUCGCGAAGCUCGAGGCGAUGAAGACCCAGACCAUCCUCGAAGUAUGCGACACGGCAGAGGCGCUGCUCGAUCAGGAUCAGUCCGAGUUUGUUGACUCGGCUGCUGUCCUCCUGGCCGUAUCCAACGCCUUGCCACCGGCCCAGCGUGAAAUCGCGCUGCGCACCGUCCAUCCUCGCGAUGCCGACGCGAUCCGGGCUUUGGUCGCCAAGCUCCGCGAAGAAACCCUCAACUUGCGCGCCAUCGAACAAAUCCAGGACCAGUACCACCCGCGCCAGCAGCAGCAGCAGCAGCAGCAGCAGCAGCAGCAGCAGCAACAGCAACGGCGGCAGCAACGCUUCUCGAACAACCGUGCCAACCGUGCGCAAGCCGCAGUCCGCUGCGGCCACUGCCGCCGCACCGGCCACGCCACACACGAGUGCCGCUACUUCCGCAGCGACAUCAACAACAACAACAACAACAACAACAACAACAACAACAACAACAACAACAACAACAACAACAACAACAACAACAACAACAACAACUUCGACAGCAACCACUCCGCACACGGCUACGGCAGCAGCUUCGCGCCUCGCGGUCAGUUCUCGCGCCCUGCCAGCGGCAACCAGCGCCAGGGCUUGCUCGUAACAGAAGUGAUCGCGUUGACGAUGAAACGAACAGGGGAUUUUAGGAGUAGGAAAGAUCAGACACACAUGGGACGGGAAAUUCAACGAGAGGUGGAAACUGCUGUGCACUUGUCGGGAUCGGCACCAGGCAAUCUGACAUUGUGCAGUGUUCAGGUCAAGACAUUAUGUAGUGCUCAGGCUGAGAAGAGCGAGGCUGUUUAUUGUUGCGUGAACUGCUCUUGCUCGAGCACGCCGAAGGUCAUUUCCACAGACACAAAAUAGAUCAGCGCGGCUCCAGUAGCAGCUUGAAUUAUACAUGCAACACAAUGUACUCUCAAACAUCAAACAACGAACACCAGUGUUCACAGAACAAAGGGUUAUACGUCUGUCGAAACGA
Messenger RNA from Capsaspora owczarzaki ATCC 30864, 1406 nucleotides. RefSeq lists its product as hypothetical. NCBI's taxonomy places the organism in Eukaryota, Filasterea, Ministeriida, Capsasporidae. The record is from RefSeq and is a predicted model, not a curated record. The transcript has a single exon. Bases 8 to 1291 code for a protein of 427 amino acids.